Messenger RNA from Papaver somniferum (opium poppy), 1267 nucleotides. RefSeq lists its product as uncharacterized. NCBI's taxonomy places the organism in Eukaryota, Viridiplantae, Streptophyta, Magnoliopsida, Ranunculales, Papaveraceae. The coding region runs from base 189 to 1010 and encodes 273 amino acids. Gene Ontology annotation, biological process: N-terminal protein amino acid acetylation. The record is from RefSeq and is a predicted model, not a curated record. Gene Ontology annotation, molecular function: N-acetyltransferase activity. The transcript has 3 exons. Gene Ontology annotation, cellular component: chloroplast.
GAUUAGUUAAUUUGGCCUCAUAAACGGACAACGAACAGCUAACUAUAGACGGACAAGAAAAAAGUCUCAACCUUGAAACAUUCAGAUUCUUUGGUGGUUCAGCAAAUAGGGGAGAGAAUUGAAUUCUCUCUCUCUCUUCUCUCGCUUUGAAUCUGCGAAGAAAAACAUCACCAGAAGUAAAGAAAAGAAUGGCAAGUGUACAGUUAGGUCUUUCUGCAACCACAACCAACAACAAUCACCUCUUGAAAUUCUCACUCUCAUCAUCUACAUCUUUCCGUAAUACCGUUGAAUUCUCUCGAUCUACUUCUGCUGUCUGCAGUUUCAACAAAUCAGGAAUUUGCAGGGCUAGUCAAACAGUUGAAUUGUUUCCAUCAGUAAUCCCUGACAUUGUCGUCAGGGAGGCAAGAAUAGAAGACUGCUGGGAAGUAGCUGAGACACACUGUAGUUCUUUUUUUCCUGAUUAUACAUUUCCUUUAAAUUUGGCGUUAAGGUUUGAUCGAGUAGUAGGAUUAUUAUCAGGAUUCUCAGUUCCAAAUGGUUGUAAGCGGACAUGUUUGGUUGGUGUUGUUGGUGGUCCUGCUGAUGAUAGAUUUUUAUUCGGAAGUGAAGAUUUUAGAGUUGGAAGCUUCGAAGGAAAAUUCAGCUUCAAUAGGGGUUAUGUUGCUGGGAUUUUGACUGUCGACACUGUGGCUGAUUUUCUUCCCAGAAAAGGGCCGCUGCGGCGAAGAAGGACUGGAAUUGCUUAUAUAUCGAAUGUUGCUGUUCGAGAAAGUGAUAGGCGCAAAGGGAUCGGUAAGAGGCUGGUCAUGAAGGCAGAGGCUCAAGCCAGGAGCUGGGGCUGCCGUGCUAUUGCAUUACAUGUGGAUAAAAAGAAUCCGGCAGCCACAAGGUUGUACCAAAACCAGGGUUUCAGAUGCAUUAAUGUACCCGAAAAAGCCAACUGGCCCCAACCAAGAACGUCUCCAGAUAUCCAUUUCAACUUCAUGAUGAAGCUCCUAACUAGUAGCUGAAGCACAAGAAAGAAAGAUUAUUUCAGGGCACAUGAUGUAAAAUUGUACUAUUAGAUGAUGCUUGUAUAUAUAUAGGGAAAAGGUACUAGCAGUAGAAUAUUUUGUGCGCCUGUAAUGUUCAUGUUCUAUCCCCUGCAGGCUGAAACAAAAAUGGGCGUUGUAUCAUAUUACAGAUGUUGCUUAAGGAUUCACUUCACAUGCAUUAAUCAAAUUAUGGUUUUGGAAGAUCCUAACCAGCUUACCAGGAUCUAUCUAAA